This is a messenger RNA of Magnolia sinica, 3871 nucleotides long. Its product is annotated as putative disease resistance protein RGA3. Gene Ontology annotation, biological process: defense response to other organism. The transcript is spliced from 2 exons. Gene Ontology annotation, molecular function: ADP binding. The record is from RefSeq and is a predicted model, not a curated record. Lineage: Eukaryota; Viridiplantae; Streptophyta; Magnoliopsida; Magnoliales; Magnoliaceae. Bases 28 to 3243 code for a protein of 1071 amino acids.
CUCUACUUCCGGGAGUCUCACUUCACCAUGGCUGAAGCAAUUCUAUCCCCUCUUCUCGAUGCAAUCGUCGGAAACUUAGCAUCGGCAGCAAUCGAAGAGUUUCGGCAAGCAUGGGGCUGGGGCGUCGAUGAGGAGCUCGACAAUCUAUCGAGCACCUUAUCUGCAAUUCAAGCUGUGCUCGAAGACGCUGAGGACAGGCAUGUGGAAUCUAAGGCCACCAAGGACUGGCUUCGGAAGCUCAAAGAUGUUGCUUACGAUGCCGACGACUUGCUGGACGAGUUCGCGAUCGAAGCUCAACGGUCGAAAUCAGAGGGCCGGAUUCAAACCUACAAGAGAAGGAAGGUAUGUGACACCAUCUUAUCUUUAUUCAGUUCAAGACAAGAUCCAUUUCAACGAGACAUGGCACGUAGGAUAAAGGAGAUUAGGGAGCAAUUAGAUAGGAUCGCAAAGGACCGUUUCGAUCUCCACCUUAGAGCACGAGACAGUGUCAGGAGGCUUGAAUUCCGACCGCGUCCGCAGACUAGCUCCUUGAUUGAUGAGUCCGAUGUUUUUGGUAGGGAAAGGGAUCGAGAACAGAUAAUAGAAUCGUUGGUGUUGUCUGGGUCUAGUAGAAAAGAUGUUCAGGUCAUUUCGAUAGUUGGUAUGGGUGGACUCGGGAAGAAGACCCUUUCUCAGCUUGUUUACAAUGACGAGCGAGUAGAGAAGCACUUUGAGCUACGGGCAUGGGCGUGUGCAUCUGAAGAUUUCGAUGUCGGAACACUUACGAAACAAAUUAUAGAAUCUGCAACUGGAAUUAAGUGUGAUUUCUCCGGCUUAGAUCCUAUGCAAUGGCACCUUCAAGAGACCGUGAGUGGAAAGAGAUUUUUACUUGUGUUGGACGAUGUGUGGAAUGAGAAAUAUAGCGAUUGGGAGCAGCUACGUGUUCCCUUGAGAGUUGGGGCGAAAGGAGGUAAAAUAUUAGUAACUACACGAAGCGAAAUAGUUUCGAGUGUCAUGAAUACGGUCCUCACCCACCGUUUGGGAGUUUUGCCGGAUGAUGAUUGUUGGUCCCUGUUCGAACGCCGAGCAUUUGCAGAUGACAGUAUUGAUUCUUACCCUGAAUUGGUAGCAAUUGCAAAGAAAAUUGUUGGCAAGUGCCGAGGUUUGCCUUUGGCAGUAAAGGCACUUGGAGGUCUCUUGUCUUCUAAGAGAUGUGCAAGAGAGUGGGAAAAUAUCUUGAGAAGUGAAAUAUGGGACUUGCCCGAAAGAAACAGCGACAUUUUACCGGCUCUAAGAUUGAGCUAUCAACAUUUGCCAAUACAUCUGAAGCAGUGCUUUGCAUUUUGCUCCAUAUGUCCUAAAGGUUACAAAUUCGUGAAGGAAGAAUUAGUUCAGCUAUGGAUUGCAGAAGGCUUUGUUCAGCACAAGGAGGGGAAUCAAAUAGAAGAUGCCGUCCGUGAAUACUUCGAUGAUCUGUUGUUUAGAUCUUUCUUUCAGUGUUCGCAUGAAACUGGGGGAGGUCAAUAUUGUUACCGAAUGCAUGAUCUGAUCCAUGAUCUGUCACGAUCAAUAUCUGGUGGUGAGUGUUUUAGAAUUGAAUGUGGUAAGGUGUGUAGUAUUCCUGAAAAGUGUCGUCAUAUGUCACUGACUUGGGAUGAUGAUACAGAACCCAUGGAUUUUGAGGCCUUUACUAAAUCCAAGGGCUUGCGUACAUUGCUUUUUAUACAUAGUUAUCGAGCCAAAAUUGAGCAGGCCCCUCAAGAUAUGCUCCUGAAGUUCAGAUGCCUGCGUGUUUUGGAUUUUAGUUCUAUUAACGUUGCUGAGUUGUCAAAUUCUAUUGGCAAUUUGAAACAUCUCCGAUACCUUGAUCUUUCUUGGACUCGUAUUAGAAGGUUGCCUGAAUCCUUAUGUAGCAUCUACAAUCUGCAGACACUGAAACUCAAAGGUUGUAGAAAGCUGAUUGAGUUACCAAAUGACACAAGGAACCUUAUUAACCUACAACAUCUAAAUCUUGAAAAUUGCCAUAAAUUAAAAUCCACACCUCCAGGAAUUGGGAAGUUAACAUCUCUGCAAACACUGUCAAUGUUCAUUGUGAAUAGAGAGAGGGGACAGGGGAUAGGAGAGUUGAAGGACAUGAAGAGCCUUCGAGGCUCUCUUCAGAUUUCCAAGCUUGAGAAUGUGGUCAAUGUAAAUGUGGCUCAUGAGGCUAAUUUCAAGAAUAAACCGUGCAUUCAUGAGUUGCAGUUGGAAUGGAGUCACGUUGUUGGCAUUAACCUACGAAACGAAAGAGUCGAAGAGGAGGUGCUCGAAGGCUUCCAACCUCAUCCUAACUUGCAGAAGCUAUCAAUAGGAAACUAUAAUGGUAAUAAUUUUCCAAGUUGGAUGAGGGAUCUCCUGCUCCCUAAUCUAGUGAGUGUUGACAUGUACAAUUGUAGGAGAUGUAGCCUCCUCCCAUCUCUUGGACAACUACGUUUCCUUAAGUAUCUCUGUGUCCACGGAAUGGAUGAACUGAAAAUCAUGGGACGUGAGUUCUGCGGCGAUGGCAUUGUGAAGGGUUUUCCGUCAUUAGAGGCACUACGACUCACACGCUUGCCUAAUUUGGAGGACUGGUGCAGCGUUGAGGAAGGGGACUUCCCUUGCCUCCGUCGACUUUCAAUUCAAUAUUGCUCUCGUCUAAGGGCAUUGCCCCACCUCCCUCCCACUCUCACAGAGCUGGAGAUUUCAGACUGCAAGGGACUGACUGCCCUUCCGUUGUUCCCCUGUCUUUGUAAAUUAGAACUGUUUGCAUGUGGUGAGAUGGUAUUGAGAUCUGUACCUCAGCUUACAUCUCUUUCCUUUGUGCGCCUGAGUGGGUUUUGUGAACUAACUUCACUACCCAAGGGAUUGCUACAACCCCUUACCAAAUUGAAGGAGUUAGAGAUUUCUUCUUGUCUUAAGCUUGCCUCUUUGCUGAAUGGGGUCGGGUUACAAGAAGAGGGGCUGCCCAUCACUCUUAUGUCUCUUGAGAUCUCCCAUUGUGGUAAUCUCAAGUCACUCCCAAAGGGGCUGCAAAGGCUCACCUCCCUCCAACGUUUGAAGAUCGCUGCCUGCUCUCAACUCUCUUCCUUGCCAGAGGAGGGGCUGCCGACCAAUCUUCAAUCUCUUAUUAUGUUUGGAUGUCCCAUGUUAACGGAACAGUGCAAAAAGGACGGAGGCGAAUAUUGGCCGAAGAUUUCACACAUCCCUGAUAUACGGAUCGAUUUUGAUAAGAUUUCUCAGCACUGACAGGAUUUUUGGUGCAUGUUGGGAGAGCAAAGAACUGCAUCUGCAGGGGGCCUUUUGGAUUUCUUUUGUUACUUUGGGAAUUUAUGAAAAGUUUUGUAUUCCAAGCGUGGAUUUUUCUCAUUAAAAAAAUCUUCCAUUUGAAGAAAAGAAGAGAUGUCCUCUUUGUAGCUUCUAGAAGAUCUUGAAUAUAGAGAACUUCAAACUCGGGCGAGAAGAUAAGCUUCAAGAUGAUUAGUCUGAGAUCAGUACAUUAAAGGUGACAUGAACAAUGCAAAAGCUCUGACCAACUUCCAAAUUACUCUUUUCUAUUGGGUAUGACUUUGUUGUAAAUAUAAUAUAGUUUCCACUCAGGUUUGUGCCUUUGCAAGAGCCAUUAGUUUUCUCUUUUGAGGUUAAAUAUGCUUUAUUAAUUGAAUAUGGAGUAUUAGUUUGAGCUUAUGAGGUGUUCAUUUAAAUUGCCUUAGUCUUUUUUAUGUUGUUUCAUGGCAUGGCAGUUUAAUACAAUGAAUUGCUGAAAAAGCAUGUGAAAAAGCCAUCAAGGAUCUCUAUUAUAGUCACAUGUUUAUCUAACAUGGAGUGGACAUGUUGAAAAAUUUUCCUAUUGAAAGUUUUAGAAGUUGAAUCUUUA